Molecule: messenger RNA, 2286 nt
Organism: Spodoptera littoralis (African cotton leafworm)
Lineage: Eukaryota; Metazoa; Arthropoda; Insecta; Lepidoptera; Noctuidae
Source: the annotation of a GenBank genome assembly
AUGGACCGCGCGCGCCUCUCGCCGACGCCGGACUGCGCGAACCAUCGGCCGCUCCAAGGAGGACCCCGCGAAACCAUCGAUACCUCAGCCCCGCCCGCGGAGGCCUUAAACGAGCCAGAGACUCCGCGGCCCGCGCCGCGCGCGUUAGCUUCUAUCCCCGAAAGCGAGCCCUUGCUCCGGGAUCCGCUCAGUGUCAGUGCUAUCAGUGAAAAUGUCGCGCGCAAGCACAACGGGCGGCCGCUGCACGUGCAGUUCGACGCGCAGUCGCCCCCCGCGGCUGUGUCCGUGUCGGGCUCCAGCACCAGCUCCAGCUCCUCAGACGACGAGGACGUGUCCAUUGCUGAGGCGCGCCCGCCCGACGGUGGCUGGGGCUGGGUCGUCGUGUUCGCCUCUUUUAUGGUCAAUCUCAUUGCCGAUGGCAUCACGUUCAGCUUCGGUGUCUUCUUCCCACAUUUCCUGGAGUAUUUCGGCGAGAGUAAAGGCAAGACGGCCUGGAUCGCCGGUAUCUUCAUGGCGAUGCCGCUGUUAUCCGGGCCCAUUGCGAGCUUCCUUACGGAUAGGUACGGGUGCCGACGGAUGACGAUAUUUGGCUCGAUACUAGCUGCUAUAGGAUUCGUCAUAUCGGCAUUCGUAGAUAAUAUGGAGACAUUGUUUUUGACGUUCGGUAUAAUGGCCGGAUUCGGAUUGAGUCUGUGUUACGUGGCAGCAGUAGUUAUAGUUGCUUAUUACUUUGAGAAGAAACGUUCCUUAGCCACCGGAAUUUCGGUGUGUGGCAGUGGCAUCGGAACAUUUGUGUUCGCGCCCCUGACCUAUGUAUUAUUAGAUGAAUAUGGGUGGCGUGGCACCACAUUAAUAUUAGCUGGCUUAUUUUUAAAUAUGGCAGUGUGUGGUCUGUUGUUCAGAGACUUGCCGUGGACAACCACAAUGAAUGAGGAAAGGGCAAAAGAAAGGAAAAGAAAAAGAGAAAGGAAGCGGUUAAAGCGUUAUCAAGCAUCUUCUGCAGAUAGUUUUUCGGACAGUAAGAGUAGUGCUGCUGGCUCUACGAAAGCGAAUGAAACAGUUGAUAUAGAAACUGUAACAUCACCCAUCGUUCCUCAGUUUAGUUCUCUAGUGGACUUGCCGACAUUCAUGACGGGAGGCGAAGGAGUGUCGUUAGAAGUAUUCGAGUUGAUGUCGAACAGGGGUCGAGCGUACGCCAUCUUGGCGCAGAACUACCCGGGAGUGAUGCUCCCGUCGAGGAGCUUCAGUGACAGCGGGCGGCUGCAUGAGCAGUCCCCGCCGCGCGCGCUGAUGUCGCCGGGAGUGGGGUCGCCCGGGGCGCUGUCGCCGACCAGCACGUCGCGGCCGCCGGCCCCCAGCUCGGCGCCCAUCAACGACAAGGCGGCGCUGUCGCUGUGGCUGCGGCGGCAGGCGACGGGCUCCACGAAGAAGCCGCCCGCGUUCCUGAAGGACCUGCGCGUGCACCGUCACUCGCUGACGUACCGCGGCGCCAUGCUUAACAUCAACCGUUACCGACUCAGAGCGUCCUCCUGCCCCAACAUCUUCAGGAACUCCAUGACCACCAUUGCCAAAGAAAAGGUGCAAUGGUACGCAGGGUUGUGGGACUUCUGGGACCUGGCAGUGGAUGUGCUGGACUUCUCCCACUUCUUGAACCCUGCAUUCCUGAUAUUCGCCAUCUCAAACUUCUUGCUGUACAUGUGGUAUGACGUACCGUACGUGUACAUUGCUGACAGUGGAAUGAGCAUGGGCUUCAACGAGUCUCAGUCGUCUAUGCUCAUCUCCAUUAUUGGAAUACUGAACAUGUUCGGAGAGAUCUUACUAGGCUGGGUGGGCGACUUCCAGUGUGUGAACGCGAGCAUAGUGUACGCUGGGUGUAUGGUGGCCUGUGGCCUGGUCACCCUGAUCAUGCCACUGCUGGGCAGCUACUUCACGCUGGCUUCAGCAUCAGGCGCCUUCGGAGCCUGCAUCGCAGCCAACUACUCCCUCACCAGCAUCAUACUGGUGGAACAGAUCACCUUGGAGAAGUUCACCAAUGCCUACGGAUUGCUGUUGCUCAUUCAAGGAGUUGCCAAUUUAAUUGGGCCGCCUUUAGCUGGUUGGGUAUACGACGUGACAGGUUCCUAUGACCUAUCAUUCUACUUAGCUGGAGUCUUCAUCGGUGUGUCAGGCCUGGUACUCCUCGUAUCUCCACUCCUGCGCUGCAUCAAACAUUGUACCAAACGUCAACCAGACACUAACAAUAAGAGCAAUGGGGAGAUCAAACAGAAUGGGAAACUCAUGGUCUAA